AUGCUUGAUGCCCUGGCCACGCAGACGGACGACGGUGCCCUAGCCGGCAUCCCUACCGGAUCCGAAGGUAUAUCUAUACUUAGCAUCUCUUAUUCAUUCCAAGUUGCACCACUUGAGCUCGUGCCGGCUCUCUGGGCACGUGUAGCGCCGAUGUCUUACCUUAGGAAAGCUGUCGCGGCUACUCUCUUGGCUCACGUGCUACCCUUCGUGUAUUCCCAGACAAUUGUCAUAGACAACUCAACAGUUCCGGCCAACGAGUCUACAGUUGCUCCAGCCGUAGCCAGUGUCGAUGCCGGGAUCUCAAAUUCAACUGCGGAUCUGUUCGAAGGAGAGACCCUGCAGCUGACUGAUGCCGUCUUGGCUAACCUUACUGAUCUAGAGCUGUCCAAUGUCACGUUAUUCAGCUUCCAGAACGAGUCGAACUUUGCAGAGAAGCUAUCUAAGCGGUCUUUAUCUGGAUUGUGCAAGACAUAUCCAGACGACCCCUAUUGGCCUUUUCCAUCUACCUGGGGGCUUUUCAAUAUCCUACUCGGCGGUGGUUUAACCGAGACUGUCCCUUAUGCAGCGUCUUGCUAUGAUACCUUUGGGAAUCGUAACACGUCCAAAUGCGAUUUCAUCACCAAUAACUGGAUCAAUGCAUCCAUAUACCAUACUGAAGAUCCUACAUCAGUCAAUGCUGUACUGUUUCAAGGGGCGACUUGCAUGCCACCAGCACUUAUGCCUUCGAAGAGUGGAUGCACGAUCGGUGGAUAUCCAACCUACUCAGUCUCUAUCCGCAAUGUCGCGCAAAUCCAGCUUGCAGUCAAUUUCGCGCGGAAUCUUAAUCUGCGUCUGGUGAUCAAAAACACCGGCCACGACUUCAGCGCGAAGUCGGUUGGAAUGGGGGCACUGUCGAUCUGGACCCACAACCUGAAAGACAUCCGAUUCUUUAAGAACUAUAGGCAAGGACGCUAUAGCGGUCCUGCUUUCAAGCUCGGUGUCGGUGUCCAGGCUUUCGAAGCGUAUGAGGCUGCUAGGAAGAACAAUGUCACGAUAGUUGGUGGUGAGGGUCGCACUGUGGGUGUCAUGGGGGGUUUUCUCCUUGGUGGUGGCCAUUCUCCCUUAUCCAGCCUCUACGGUAUGGCUGCCGAUCAGGUACUCUCAAUGGAAGUGGUCCUGGCUGAUGGUCGGUUCGUGACUGCAAGCGAAACGAGCUAUCCCGACUUAUUCUGGGGUUUACGCGGCGGUGGGGGGUCAACCUUUGGCAUAGUUACAUCAGUCGUCGUCAAGGCGCAUCCGAAGAUCAGAGUUACGACGAUGACAUAUCUUCUAGCGACAGGACCAACGGUCACGUCUGUACAGUUCUGGGCUGCCUUGCGAGCGUUCUUUGAUGGUUUCAUCACGUAUACUGAUGCUGGAAAUUAUGAGUAUUUUCGGAUCUCAAAGGUCGGAAACGAUCAAUAUGUCUCUGACAUGGGCCCGUGGUUCGCCCCCGGGAUGUCUAGGUCUCAACUCGAAGUCAUAGUGGCCCCAUUGCUCGCUAAAUUCAAAGACCUAGGCGUUGAAGUCAAGCCGGUUUAUACAGAAUACGAUGACUUUUAUGACGCGUGGCUCGCGAGUUUCCCCGUCGAACCAUGGGGAAGUAAUGCAAUCCGACAGGCCAGUCGCUUAUUUCCGAAGUCCAACUGGCAAGACGCCGCGAAGUUGAAUGCUACCUUUGAUGCUAUCAAGAGCGUAGUUGAAGAAGGCGCGUACAUAGUGGCAUUCAAUAUUGCCGCCGCCCCCAAGGCUGGGUAUCCUGAUAACGCGGUAAAUCCAGCAUGGCGAAAUACUGUUAUGCAUGCUAUUAUGGCUUCCUUCUGGAAUGCUACCAAUACCGAAUCGGAUAUCAAAGCUGCAAGCGACAGACUGACCUUCGGCUGGAUGCAGCGCUGGAGAGAUGUAUCACCCGGAGCUGGGUCAUAUAUGUCGGAGGCAGACUACAUCGAGCCUAACUUCACCCAAGCCUUCUUCGGGAGCAAAUAUCCGAAACUAUAUCGACUUAAGCAGCAAUACGACCCAUUCGGCGUCUUUUAUGCUCACACGGCUGUCGGGUCCGAAGAUUGGAAGAUGUCCGAGAUGAUACUAGGAAACCUACCGUCCCAGAAUAGUAGAUUAUGUAGAAUUUAG
Messenger RNA from Daldinia childiae, 2148 nucleotides. RefSeq names its product putative FAD binding domain-containing protein. Bases 1 to 2148 code for a protein of 715 amino acids. The transcript has 5 exons. Gene Ontology annotation, molecular function: FAD binding; oxidoreductase activity. The record is from RefSeq and is a predicted model, not a curated record. NCBI's taxonomy places the organism in Eukaryota, Fungi, Ascomycota, Sordariomycetes, Xylariales, Hypoxylaceae.